AAUAUAAAUGCGGUCUGAAAUAUAUUUUUUUAAAUUCUUUUUGCUUAACAUGCACACAUGACCGACGAAAUUAGUCACAGUUAAAUUUAAAAAUAAACAAUCAAGCCCUUAGUAGGUAUUUAAAAUAAAUUAUAACAUUUUUAGGUAUCCCAUCAGGUCAGCUGGUAUACAUUUUAAAAAUAGUUGAAACAAACAGGUGUCCCAUUAAUUUGGAACGGAAUAUAUUUCACUUCCUUAUUUUAAAGUAGUCUAGUUAUUACAUAAACGUUUUGUUUAAUAAAUUUAAUGGUACUUGAAUGAAAUUCAAUAGUUCUUACGUAAUUGCAAUACCGAUCAUUUCUACCCAGAAACAAAAGGACAAGUAGCCACUGCCAUUUUGAUCGCUGCCGGCUGCCUUGCGGUUGCAUUUGCAACACUUCACUUGCAUCUUGCUAAAAAUUUUACUUUAAAAACAAGCAAGCCAUGACUGAGAGAAUUAAGAUCGAUGAGCCAUUAUGGGAUCAAAAUACGUUUGUUGGAAGGUUCAAGCAUUUUUUAUGGAUGACAGAUCCAAGAACUUGUGUAGAAAAUGAACAGGCUUUAAAUAAUGCCAAGUCGUUAAUUGAGAAGUAUAGACAAGGUCAAGAACCUACUGGAACAACUAGGGAACAAAUUAUCUAUGCGAAAAAACUUUAUGAAAGUGCUUUUCAUCCAGACAGUGGUGAAUUACAAAAUGUCUUUGGACGAAUGUCAUUUCAAGUGCCUGGUGGUAUGGCUAUUACAGGGGCAAUGCUGCAGUGGUACAGAACUCCAUUUGCGGUUGUUUUCUGGCAAUGGGUUAAUCAGUCUUUUAAUGCUCUAGUCAAUUACACGAAUCGUAAUGCCAAAUCUCCUACCUCCACAACUCAGCUAGCAGUUGCAUAUGUUUCGGCAACUUCUUCUGCCAUGAUCACGGCCUUGGGAUGCAAGUACUACUGGAGUAAGCACGCUACUCCAUUUAUGCAGAGGUAUGUGCCAUUUGCUGCAGUUGCAGCAGCAAAUUGUGUUAACAUCCCAUUAAUGCGGCAAAAUGAAGUUCUUUAUGGUAUUGACUGCAGUGACGAAAAAGGUAGAAUUGUAGGACAAUCUAAAGUGGCUGCUAUCAAGGGAAUCUCUCAAGUUAUAUUCUCCAGAAUUGUAAUGUGUGCUCCUGGAAUGUUGAUUCUUCCUGUUAUUAUGGAGAGAGCUGAAAAACUAAGAUUUAUGCAAAGGAUCGUGUUCUUACACGGACCUAUACAGGUUAUGGGAGUUGGAUGUUUCUUAACAUUUAUGGUACCCACAGCUUGUGCUCUAUUCCCGCAAAGAUGUUCAAUUAAAACAUCAACAAUAGCUUGGUUGGAACCAGAGGAAUAUGAAAAAAUAAAGAAAAACUGUGGUGACAAAGUUCCAGAACGGGUCUACUUUAACAAAGGCUUGUAAUUUUUUUUCAAAUAAGUGGAGCAGACAAUAAUCUCAUAGUAAAUUAAGUAGAAUUAACCUGGUAUCACUUUCACUGUAAAGUAUACGUAAUCAAAAACUGCACUGAUUUAAUUUAAAACAAAAUGAAUAAAAACCAAAUUUUUUAAGAAACAUGAAUUAUUAAAUGCCAAUAAAAACACGAUAAUUAAUUUUAAGUGUAACUUUGCAAGUUUGUUAAUUCGAUGGUUUGUCAAAAAUGUUAUUUAGUCAGUUAGUAGUAACGUAUUUAGUGUGAUGUUAAAAUUAAUAAUUGACAUAAGGUUAUUUGCUAUCUAACAGCAUCUGAAAAUUGAAUAAUAUUUAACUUCAUGUUAUGUUGUUUUUACAUUGUUUUACAAUACUUUUAUCUUUUUAAUUUUUGAUUGUAAUGUCUAGUGGCUUUUCACGUAUUUAAUUUUCUAACGCUAAAUGAAAAUAGGCUCGAUUGGUAGCCUAUUGAGUGAAUUUCGGUUUUAUCAAUUUAAUUAAGGACAUUCAAUAAUAAGUAGCAAAUAAUGUAAAAUAUGAAUUUAUAUAUAAGCAAUCUGAUGUAUUUCUCAUUUGCCAUUUUAAGCUUUAAUUGCGCUUUGUACUUACUGAUUGUUUUAAUUUAUUUUUAAUGAAAAGCCACUAUUUUACGUGAUAUUUAUGCAAUAAUUUUUGUUUUUUAUUUAUUGUUGAAUUUAUGUAUGAACGAAAAAAUAAAAUUUUACAUUACA
This is a messenger RNA of Psylliodes chrysocephalus, 2174 nucleotides long. The record is from the annotation of a GenBank genome assembly. NCBI's taxonomy places the organism in Eukaryota, Metazoa, Arthropoda, Insecta, Coleoptera, Chrysomelidae.